CAGCGCAGGGCAGCUGGAGCUCUACUUCAAGACACCACCACCGCGACCAUGGAUAUUCGACUGCUACGGUCCUCGGACAUACCGCAUGUACAACAUGCAAACAUCACCAAUUUGCCUGAGAACUACUUUAUGAAGUACUACCUCUACCAUGCCCUCUCCUGGCCACAGCUCUCCUACGUCGCCGUCGAUGUCUCCCGCCCCCAGAAGUCUCCCUACGACUAUCCCCGCAUCGUAGGGUACGUGCUUGCAAAGAUGGAGGAGGACCCCCCCGAUGGAGUUCAACAUGGUCACAUCACCAGUUUGAGCGUCAUGCGAACACAUAGACGGUUGGGUAUAGCUGAGAAGUUGAUGAGACAAUCACAACGAGCAAUGGUCGAAACCUUCCAAGCCCAAUACGUCUCCCUCCACGUCCGCGUCUCCAACAAGGCCGCACUCCACCUCUACCGUGAUACGCUCUCGUUCCAAAUGGAGAAGAUAGAAGCCAAGUACUACGCCGACGGCGAGGACGCCUUCAGUAUGAAGCUCGACCUCGGCACCCUGCGCGAAGAGCUGGUUGAUGAGAUGGACAAGGAACUCGAUGAAGGCGAGCCUGUGGGUGAGAUGGGUAAGGAGGGCGAUUUGGUCUUGCUUGAUGGGAACAAGGAGGCGCCAAAAGAGGGCAAAAAGAGAAAGGUUAGAGUCGGAAGAGGGCUUGGUGUGGGUGACUUGGUGGAAAGGGAUGAGAGCCAUAAGUAGGGCAGGAUAUGCUGGGAUGGUUCAACUGAUGGGAUUUCAUGCAUAUGUGGAGUUCAAAAUGUUUGGGCGCAUAGACCAUGCUAUAAAAUGGUAUUUCGUCGAACCUAGUUGCUUGAUUGUCUUGAAGACUGCGAUAACAUUGACUCUUUGGUGGCUUCAUUUGUUUCAUGGCGGUUUUUACAACUCCAUUUUCUCCCAAACAAUGCUUGACCCGCAAACUACUCAAGCGAAGGGAACAACCAAACAUGACCGCUUGCGUUGGGCUUUGUGGCGGCUUGUGAAUGGGAUUGAGCCCGGACCUUUUCUUGUUCACCCUACACUUACUGCCAAAUUCUAG
Messenger RNA from Cadophora gregata, 1072 nucleotides. It is a transcript of the gene ARD1, whose product is annotated as N-terminal acetyltransferase A complex catalytic subunit ard1. The coding region runs from base 49 to 735 and encodes 228 amino acids. Gene Ontology annotation, cellular component: NatA complex. The record is from RefSeq and is a predicted model, not a curated record. The transcript has 3 exons. Gene Ontology annotation, biological process: N-terminal peptidyl-glutamic acid acetylation. Lineage: Eukaryota; Fungi; Ascomycota; Leotiomycetes; Helotiales; Ploettnerulaceae. Gene Ontology annotation, molecular function: protein-N-terminal-glutamate acetyltransferase activity; protein N-terminal-serine acetyltransferase activity.